Messenger RNA from Spodoptera exigua (beet armyworm), 5499 nucleotides. NCBI's taxonomy places the organism in Eukaryota, Metazoa, Arthropoda, Insecta, Lepidoptera, Noctuidae. The record is from the annotation of a GenBank genome assembly.
CGCGCCGCGAGCACGCCUUGUAAUGCUCACAGUAUUUUGACGCGACAUGGCCUCGUCUGCGAGCGGCAACAUCGUCGUCGAGUGGUUGCGAUCGCUCCACUUGGGCCAAUACGCGGAAAGUUUUAUUGAUAACGGAUAUGAUGACUUAGAAAUAUGCAAACAAGUAGGAGAACCAGAUUUGGAUGCUAUUGGCGUCCUCAACCCUGCUCAUCGUCAGCGAUUGCUUCAUUCAGUCAGAUCUUUGAGAGAGGAAGGAGCGGCGGCUGUUUAUUUUACUUUGGAAGAGGCAGCCGCCGCUCGGGACUCUUGUAGAUGUGAGGAAGAAGCAAGAAAAGAGCAGGCUACAGCAGCAGUGGAACCAGCAAAAUACGUUGACGAAUAUGAGGAAGGGAAAGCAGAGUUAGUGAAGAUACCUCGGAUGCAACUGAAGCGUUUACUUCGAGAACGCCUUGCACAGGACGGGAUUCGUCUGAGUCUGCAGCCAUAUUCCACCACGGAUGGCGACCGAGGCUACCUGGAAGGUUUGGCUUCACGGUACGCGGACCUUUUCUCAACACACUAUGGAGACGUUCUAGACCACCUUGAAGAACUGAGGAGACACGAAUGGGACGAGAUGUCACCCAGAAUGAGGGUGCUUGGAGGCCCUGGAACACCUCAAACUCCACCUUCGGCAAGUCCUGGUUCCCUAGCUUUGAAUAACUUGACCACGUCGCAUUCGCAGCCCAUUUAUGUGCCUGGAAAAUAUUCGCCCUCAAGCUGCCUCACAGAGAAAGAAGAGGACGAAAUAUACGGGUUCGGGUACGGCGUGUUUGGCAAACAAAUGCUGCAACGGCAACAGCAACAAAAACAACUCUUGUUGGCGCAACCGACACAACCACUCAUGCACAAUACGCAGCACAACUACCAAAGCUGCCUGAGUCCACGGUCUGCGUAUUUCUACGAAUUCCCGCCAAGCGGCAUUGUUGUUGUAGAUAACUGCCUGGGCACAGCCAAGAAGAAAGUGACUACAUUUUCAAGGUUACUACGAGGACUGAAGUCUCAUAGGAAAGAGAAGCACGGCUCAUGUUCGCCGAAACAUGCGCAUAGUCCAAGACAAGUACUGCCUCCACAGCGGGUGGAUACACCGGACAGCGUGCUACAAAGUGGCCUUGGCCUAGGGCCUGGGCCCGACACGGCUCUUAGGUCAAUGGUUGACCCGAGAGACUAUGACCGCCUCCGCUUCUUUCAAAUGAGUGCCGCCCAACCAAACACCUUCGAAGAAACUAUCCAUAGGUUAAAAGUUCAAGAAGCUAUGAAGAAAAAAGACAAACUUGCAAGAGAACAGGAAGAGAUCCUAAGAGAUAUAAGACAUGGUCUUAUGAACAUGGGCAGAGAUGGUGUGCGUGGACCCUUCGGAGACGACACAUACAUGUAUGACGACGAAGCAAGAGGCCUCUCGGGAAGAGGACAUUGGUACGACGAACCACCGUACGAGAGUGACCCCGAAGAUUUUCUAAUGGGAGGAGGAGCACCAGCGGCGUCAUUUCAAAAUGGUCGAGUUUGCUUUACUCUGAAUCUCAGAAAUGAACCGAGAGGCGAAGGCGUGAUAUCUUUAAGAAGCGCCGGCGAUAUAAGUUUAGCGAGAACCCCUCGGAGGGGAUUAAUUAUUCCGCAGAGUGGCCCCUACCCAACCACCGUUAUCCCUUUGCGAACGGCGAGAGAUCGGGAGAGUGGGGAUUACGCCGCGUCUGAUAUCCAAUCUAUAGGAUCAAGACUAUCUGGCAUCUCUUUAGAGUCAAACCGAUCAGAACGAGACUCCAGAAGGGGCUACCGACAAAUGUCAGGCUAUCGGAUAGGUGCUGAUCCUUUAUCGCCAGCGUCCUCUGACUACGAAGACCAGGAAAGCGAAACUGAUUCGCAGCAUAUAGCAACUGUACAUAAGUCCGCUGAAGAAUGUGAAGGAGUUUCGAACUUGGCUGGAAAAGUGAGAGGUCUUAGACAAGAUGUCCAAAGAAAAAUUUCAAGGUUAAGACAAGAGAGGGGCCCUGAAGGCAGUGACAGGCGGACGAGCGGUGACCAAGCGUUCCCAUGUUCUAAUAGUUCUUUCGAAAGUCUUCCCAGCGGAUCAGGCAGUAGCACACAAGCAUUGGUUCGCGCCGGUAGUAAUCACUCAUCUCUCUCGGCAGAAGAAAACAUAGAAUUAAGUCCAGCCGGGCGGAGUUUACUCGUGCCGCAAAUGCUGUGUCGAGCUCGGGCCCUCGUCGAUUACGUACCCAAUAUUUAUGAGAAAGAUGCCCUGAGAUACAAGAAAGGAGACAUCAUAGAAGUGAUAAAUAUGAAUGCGUCCGGCAUAUGGCGAGGCGUGUUGAACAAUAAAGUUGGAAACUUCAAGUUUGCCCACGUCGAAGUUUUAUCUGAACGGGAUACGGUGCGUUCAAGAUCGUCAAAAUGGUGCAAAAGUCGCGAAAGGCUUUGGGAAACUCGACCACGCACAGUAGAAGAAUUGCUAAGACGAAUAGAUUUGUUAGAGUACGCUGUAGCCUUUGCAAGAAAUGGUUAUGAGGACAUUGAACUAUUUAAAGAGAUUGAACCAUCGGACUUAGACUAUUUGGGAAUAAUGACUCCUGAACAUCGUACACGUAUCCUUGCUGCUGUACAACUUCUCCACCAGCUUGAAUGUGGCGAAGGCGAAGCAGAAGCUGACGGAGGCGGCUCAAGCUCCGAAGGUGGUGACUCUCCCUUUGGUAGAAGACAAUUUCCCCGCGACUCGGGGUGUUACGAAGCCAGCGUAGGAGUUGGAGGUGUUCGAGUUCGAACUUCACCGUUAGUUCAUAGGGCUGAUGAACCUUCACAUAGGCCCCCAGAACCAGCACCGCAAGCUAAGAGGUCCAUUCGUCGACGACAACCAGAUGAUGCUGAAUGUGAUAGAAUUGAACGCUAUCCAGGCACAGGCACAGAGCGCACUACUGUACGCAGUGGCGGUCUUCCUGGUGGUGCAAGAGAUGAUACUUGUGAAUCUGACCAUCGACUAAAUGUAGUCAAGUUUGUAGCUGGUGGGGAGCCGUGUGCUUCUGAGAAAAGUAGCGAUUCGGGGGUGAGUAGUUCGUCUUUAAGUUCCGCUCACCCCCACCGUCCCUGAGCGAGGCCUGCCGCGCCCGCGCUUGCCUAGGCGCUGGCGCGGGCGCGUGCGGAAGCCGCGCGGUCGCCCGCUCCCCCCGCCGACACUGAACCAUCAGCGCCGCCCGAACCUGAACCCGAGCAUGAAUAACCUGAACAAACCCUACUAACCUACCCAACGCAUUUAGCAUUUUUUUUAAAAUACUCAACACAAAAAUACUACAUAUGUACUAUUACGUCUUUUAAUUUAACUUGCUUACAGAUCGUUACUACAUUGUCACAAAUUUCAGAUGCAUUUUAGUAUUUAAAUCAACACAAAAUAAGACUGAAACUUUAUUUCUGCUUAUGAAUGAAUGGUGAAUUUUAUGGGCGGUGCAAUGAGAAAUUAGUGUGGGUAUCCCUAUGUUUGACUUUUGCAGAAGCAAUUAAGUGUCUGUAUUAGACGAUUGUCUUUAAACUAAUAUCAUGAUUUGACGUGUCGUACCCACAAACAUUCUUUGUGUAAGAACUUAUUACUUAAAGACUGACUUGAGUUUCAAAGCACUUGUGCGUGCUGUAAUUUUAUGAAACGAUUAACAGUUAUAAUGCAAUAAUGUAAAGAUUAUGAUAAUUCUUCUUCUUUUAUAUAUUCAAGUAAUAAUGUGAACAAAGAUAAAUUAAUCGAUGUUAAUAGAUUCAAUCGUAAAAUAGAGUUUGAGUACGGAAUAUUAUUAUGAAUUGUAGAUAUUUAUAUAGUUUGCUUGUUACGAUUUCACAUGCGGAUUUUGAAAUCGCUUUUUAUCAUUCCGUUAUAAAUUGAAAAGCAUAUCAUGGAUGGCAGCAAUUUAUUAUAUCUUUAGUUUGCUUUUAUUUUUUUACUCUGUUCAAAAUAUACAAUUAAGUUAUUGUAUUUUAUUAAAACUUUAUUGUUGCAAUUAUUCAAUUUACGAGACCUGCAUAUUUUAUUUCAUUUCGAUGUUUUCAAUAUUUUCGUCUCGUACAGUACAUAAAAUGUCCGGGUGAUGACCAUAUCGCCCAGUGCGAGAGUGAUAUUUUUAAGCAAAUAGUCUGUAUUUAAAUUUCUUCUUUUAUUUUGAACAGAGUAUUUGAGAAAGCAUUUUUGACUGUAUUUAGGCAUUAGUAGAGGAGGCAAUAUGCCAGUUUGUGUAAGAACUUGGGCGUUGGAAGCGCAACAUUCAAUAGCAAUAAUUGUAAAUACAAUAAUAGAUAGGUUAAUUAUUAUUAUAUAUGUUGAUAAAAAAGUUUUUUGUAAUUUUUUAAGAGAGCUUUAUGCGGUAUGCCGUAUGUACAGUUUAUGUAGUAAAUAGUGAAAUUUUGAAUUUCACCCCGCGAUCUUCCGUGUCAUGGUAAAGCAAUUUGACAUACUUUACGAUCUUCACACUUGUGACUGGGCUCUCGUAAAAUUGUAACUACUGUCAAACUAGAGACGAGAACAAAACAAUAUUAAGGUUUCACAUGGUACGUAACGCUGGGAACUGUCUCGCGACUACUCCUUAAACUAAUAUUACGUUUUUCCUAUUCAUAUGUGUCGUACAUACUAUGAUUUCCUUUUUAAUAUUGUUGGAUAAAGUGAAACUGUCGUCGAUGUUAGCUUAACAUAUUGAUGUCUGUUUGAAGCAGAAUAUUAUUUGUUUCUCAUCUCGUAGUUUCGAAUCCGAGUUUUAUUUCAAUGUGUGUACAAGUAGAGAUCAAAGGCGUUUAUAUGUGUAUUUUGACGUUUCCGUUAUCGUUUUGCUAUAGAUAUUUUCACUAGAAAAGUUUAAUAUAAUCAAUCUUUCCGCAGUAGUCUAUCACUACCACACUUUUGAAUUUAUGCCCUCUGUGGAUUACGAAAUGAUAACUUAAACGUCGAAAACGAUGACGAACUUGCAGAUAUAAUUUAAAACGACUUGAUUUUAUAAGCAAAAUUGUUUGUCCCAUUUAUUAAUUUUAAUGUGUGUUUAGUAAAUUUGGUAAGCAAUUAACACGAUUUCAAGCCAUAACGCCCAUCUUUUGUAAAAGCUCAGCCAUUCGUGUCAAAAUUGGACACUCCCGACUGCCCGUGGUGUUCCUCUUGUAAAUUUUGUAAAAAUUCUUACACACUUUUCGAAUACAAUCGUGAACUAGUCCGAACUAUUGAAUGUACAUAGUUAAAUGUUUGUUACUUGUAUAUUGUAGAUAGAAUAUAUUUCUUUUGACAAUUGUAUAUUCAAUAAAAUUAAUUCUUUAUUAAAGAUUCAAUGUUAAAAAAGAUAAUUUAUUUAUAAUCAAAAUUAUGUUAAUGCUCAGGUAGAUUUGAACUUAUCCAUAGGUUUUGUGGUUAUAGCGUUGUUUUAAGACUUGUGAUUAUAAUAAUUAAGCUGUAUAAUUCACUUUUUCCUUUUCAUUUCUGUUUGUCAUACAUCAUUAACUGUGCGUACUUUU